CCUGACAAAGAUCCACUUAAAACUGACAUUGAACAGCCAAUGCAGUCUAGCCUGGUUCAAACCGAUGACAGCUUACUAAAGCAACCAAAAAACACAAAAAUUGAAUUAGCAGGGGAAAUUUCUCCAAAAGAGGAACAGAACGUACAGAACGUGAAGGGUGCUUUGCUUUGUGCCGACCUCAACAAGUCAGAUGAGGACAAGAUAAUCAAGAAAUUUGCCUCAACUGUGGUUACCCCUACAGAUCACAGUAUCCCCAACAUUUUAUCCAGCUCUUCACCUCUAAAGCAAGAACCUAUAGAUCUUCCAAGGGAAAAAAGCCCAGUGGGGGUGAAAGAAGUCCUUAAAUCUAAAUCCAACAGUAGUUUAAGAGAGAAACUGUCCCAUAAGGAUCAUCUGGACAAGACUUUAACUAUCCAGGAAAGUCAAAAUGAAAUGGCCUUCAUUCCACUUGAAAGGCCUAGCGUUAGCCUCAAAGCGGGUUCCCCUCAAAUAUCAGAUCUGCCCAAAGAGCUUCCUCCCAUUCAUCCCCAACCCCUGGAGCCCAAAGUCCUUAAAUGCAUCUCAGAACAAACUCCAGCAGUCAGUCAACCAGCAAAACCAGAGCUGAUUGUGAAGGAGUCAGAUGACACAGUGUUAACGCAGAAGAGUGUGGAGAUCCAUUCACUUGGCCAAGAAGAAUUGCCUAUCUGGGGUUCUCUGGAAGCGAAAGUAAAAGAUAAGGAGGAUGAAGCAAGAAAUGAAGAAAUAAAUAAGCACAAAACACCUGACAAGAUGCCAAAAGAAGAAAAUAAAGCUGAAAUGUCCUCACAAAAAUCUCUAGAAGCAGGCAAAGAAAAAGCUGUUAUUCAAGUCAAGGAUGCUGAAAAUCGCAGUUUAAAUGAACCAGAUUCCCAACAGCCGAUACCCGCCAUUGUCCUUAAACCACAACAAGCUGUGACUAUCAAGGAGAAGAAAAAAGAAGCUGUUAAAGUUAGUAUACCGGUCCGUAUGAAGCCUCCACUUCCUGUGAUCUCCCCUGCUGUUGCUGUAACGGAAAAGGACAAAAGAACAUCAGUGCAUCUGGAGGAAAUUUGCCCUCUGACUCCCAGCCUGUCUCUGAAUACAGAGUCUGAUGGAAGUGAUUUAAAGAAAAAAGUCACGUUUGAGGAAGAGAGUGUGUUAUGGGCUGCAGUAGAGGAGAAAACAAAAGAAAAAAGUGAUGAAGGUGUUAGCAUGGGCAAGUUCAUACCAGAAAAAGAGGUUCUGGAUAGGGGCCAACAUGGACAAGAAUCAUCAGAAACCAAGCCUAAGGAGCAAGAGGAUUCCUUUACCUUGUCUCAUUUCCACCACAAACUAGAUAAAAAUCCCAACAAAGAAAGCCAGAGGGAAGACAGUAAAAAGAAGACCACUGAAGACAAAGAUUCAGAUGAUAAGACGCUGCAAACUGGCAAUGAGACUAUUUGGACAACUGAAGCUGGACCUAAAGAAGACCGGAAGACUGUCAGUGUCUGUUUAGAAACCGAGCUUGGCCUUGAGCAUGAUGUAGGAACAGACAGAAACGUGGACACCUGCAUACAGGAACAUGACUCAGUUUCUAACCAGGAAGAAGUAUCUGUAGGCUUCAUACAGGGGAUUUUCGGUGUUCUGUAUAAAGGUUAUGAGACCAUGACAUCGAUACUACAGCAGCCAAGCACAACAGAAGCAGAUGUUCAAGAUGACACAAUUUUGGAUGAUCACGAUGGAUCUGUGGUUGAAAUUCUCCCUCCCGAGGCCUUCUCUGACACCAAAAUUGAGCAUCCAAGUGACGAUGAGCUUCAGGAAUCAAUAAUCCAGGAUUUGUUACCUUCUGGCGAGUUGCAGAUAGAUAUUCAAACCUCCGAGCCUGUAGCCAUGAGCUUAGUAGAGUGUUUGAAACUGGCAGCCAGAGAAACUCAAAGCGGAUCUAUGAAUUUCAAGACCCAAGAUAAAGGAAGCACUUCUAAACAGAAAGCAGCAAAUGAACAAACCCAAAUACUGACACCAAUAAGAAAUGACAAAUGCAUGAUGGUGGAAUUCAAGUCUGAGAGUGUGCUAUCAAAUGAAGAGAAGAAUGAAGAGCCGUUCUUACCUCUGGAGGAAAAAGAAGACAUUACUGCUAAGAAAGAGGUGCAAAACCGUAGCUUUGUGGAAACAGAUGGUCUGGUGACUAAGGUAGUCUUAGAGGAAAUAAAAAUGCAUGAAAGCCCAAAAAUAAAUGUGCAUGAAGAACUUCUGCCUGGCAAGAUAACAGCAGCAGAUUUAAGGCCCAUAGCAGAGUCGGAGGGUUCACAGGAGGAGCUGGAAUUUGAACUCGGUCAGGAAGACUUAGGAACAGUGUGGUCUGCUGAGCUAUAUAUGGAUGGAGGACCAGAGGAAUCUUCAAUACCGCCAAUAUCACCAAGAGAUUUCACAGCCAUACAAAAACCGGAAUCACCUCAGACUGCCUUUCCACCAGAAUCUGGGUCUAUAUUAAAAGACACUACACCAACGGAAACUAUUUCCCAACCUGUUAGCAAAGAUCUCCCUUCAUGUCAAGAAAAGAGUAUGCAGUCACCACCACCAGUGCCUUUACAGGAAGUCGGCCCUGAUGCCAUCAAUCAAAAUAGUAGCUCUGCAGCUGCUAAAAGGCAUGUGGUUCCACAAUGCGAUGAACAAGGAACCACUCCUUCACAUUUAACUAUAGAGACAGCAGCUGUAAAGACUGUUGAGAUAUGCAAAGAUGGUGCAAAUGAGACAAGUGAGAACAACUUGUCACCACUAGAGGGAGACAAUACCAUAACCAUGUGUAUAAACAACACUUCAAAACUUGAGAUGGAAAAAGAGAGCAACCCAGUUAUCACCAUGGCAUCAGAAAUUAUUAUUGUAGCAGCCACAGAAAGACCGAAAGAUAUAAAUGUAGAUGAGAACAUUGUUCCCGGGAAGGACAUUUCUCCAAGGAGCUCAGUGGUCCCAUGGCCAUUUCCUUCUCCUAAACUCGAAAGACACUGUGAGCCCUCAAAGAGUACAGAAAGUUCCAGUCUAAAGGAGGAUGACCUCUCCGAGGAGAGCGUUCUGUUAGCAAAGAUUCGUCAGAUGGCUGAAGAAGAGACGACACAGCCGUCAGCUCCUGCUCCACGCACUAAAAAACGUUUGAUCCCCUGCAAGUCUGAUUUUGAACUUCCUCCAUCUCCUCCCAUGCAACUAAAGUCUAGCAUGAAACCCCCUGUGGAUGAGAUGAGGCCAAAUUUAGGUCAGACUGAGAUUACAAAAACACUCGGACCUCCACCAUCAGUGAUUUUUCCAGAGCAGAUUGAUGAGAAGAUUGAUAUCAGUCAGUCUCAGACUCCCUCUGUGCCACUGGAGAGCUUUAAGAUAGAUGAUAACCACAGAGAAGCCAACGCUAGAAAUGCUAUUUUAGAUGAUAAUGUCCAGUUAAACAAGCAUGAACAAAAUAUUCAGCUGGAAUGUAUGGGAGCGGAAAGGGAGUGCCAAGAUACACCAGCUGUUAAGCCCACAAACCAGACAGAGAACACAGAAACAGAAGCUGAAACCGAGAACAAGGAAGAACCAAAAUUAAGUAUUGAUAGAAGUGAAGAGGCUCAAAUAGAGCAGGAUAAACCACCAUCUCCAGUGCCUGAUGAAUUGUCUGGUCAUACUCAGGAAAAGGAGUCCUCUGAUGUAACCCCAGAGACUAAAGAGAGCGAGACGCCAUCUAGGAGCCCAGGCACCAUGCAGGUUAAUGGCCAGACUACUGCAGACUCAUCCCAUGUGAUUGUUCCUCCAAUGCGCAGUAAAAAGAAAAUAAUUCCACCACCAAUGGACCUUUCAAUAGUAAAAGCAAUGGAUGAAUCCAUUAAAGAGGGAUCGGCAGUGCCUGGAUGGGAUUUUGCCAGUCCACUGCCCAGUCCUGGUUUGGUGACCUCCAGUCAGUCCUUGCUGGAGUGGUGUAAAGAGAUCACUAAAAACUAUAAAGGAGUAAAAAUCACAAACUUCAGCACCUCUUGGCGUAACGGUCUGGCAUUCUGUGCCCUCUUACAUCACUUCCACCCUGAGAUAAUUGACUUUGAUGCAUUGGAGCCUCACAACAUAAAGCAAAAUAACAAGGCUGCUUUCGAUGGGUUUGCAUCACUGGGAAUCUCUCGUCUGCUGGAGCCCUCAGACAUGGUGCUUCUCUCUGUGCCAGAUCGUUUGAUAGUCAUGACAUACUUGUGCCAAAUCCGUGCACACUUCACUGGGCAGGAGCUGAGUGUGUUACAGAUAGAGCAGAAUAACAGUCAGUCCAGCUAUGCAGUUGCCAGGCCAAACCAAGGGCCGGAUGUACACGCAGCAGCCAAAUUCUGUGCAGAGAGGCUCCAAGCUGGAGCACUGUCAGGAGACAGUAACAGCAAAGACUCACUGGGAGAGGAGGGAACUGACACUGUGGGUAAGCCAAACGGAGCUCUUGUUCCUCCACCUCGGACUAAACGUGCAGGAAAGGUGGAAGACCUGGGCAGUAAGGAGACAGAGAGAGGAGCGCAGACUCCUGUGGCCCCGCCACGAUCAAACUCAGUGGCUUCCAAAUCAGGAUUUGGCCACAUACGAGAUGCGGAUCUGGUGAAGAAACGGCGGUCGUACCUGAAGAGUGAAUCCAUGGAUGAGACUGAUUCCAAGGAGCAGCCAAAGGAGUCAGAUAAAGGUGAGCUGACAGCUGAAGGAACUAAUGGCUCAACAGCUGCCAGAGAAAGUGCUGAAACUGAACUUCAGGAAGCAAAACAAGAUGUUAAAUCAGCAGAUAAUGAGACAAUGUGUCUGCAGGACACCAAUCAGUAUGUGUUGAGUGAACUUCAUGCCCUGGAAACCGAACAGAAGCACAUAGACAGAAGAGCUGCAGUCGUGGAGAAAAGUCUCAGAAAGCUCAUGGAGACAGGAAGUGAUAAAGUUGAAGAAGAGAAGCUGAUUCAGGAAUGGUUCACGCUGGUCAACAAGAAGAAUGCUCUGAUCAGGAGACAAGACCAUCUGGAGCUGCUGCAAGAAGAGCAGGAUUUAGAAAGAAGAUUUGAGCUGCUAACUCGAGAGCUCAGAGCCAUGAUGGCUACUGAAGAAUGGCAGAAAACUCAGGCCCAACAGCACAGAGAACAGCUACUGCUACAGGAACUGGUGUCACUGGUCAACAAGCGGGACGAGCUGGUCAGAGACAUGGAUGCAAAGGAGAGAGGGGCUUUGGAGGAGGAUGAGAGACUGGAGAGAGGUCUGGAGGCAAGACGUAGAAAAUACAGCAAUAAGGAAAAGUGUGUUCUUCAAUAAAGAAACUCAAAUUGUUAUGAGAGCUGUGGCUCACUGCACCAGAGCUGAUCCUAAAUGACUUGGACUACACCAGGACAUUAGUGUGCCUUGUUAUAACUUUCAAAGACAUUUGGCUUAAACGUGAAGCCCUUCCUCAAAACAUCGUAAAGAUCUCAGCGACAUCUCAGUGGGAUACAAAUCAUGUCCAGUUUAGAUCAGACAAGUUAUUCAUUGAAAGUUUGCACAAUGUUUUGAAGGUUUUCCCAGGUUUCACUGGUCGAGAGUUUAGUAUUUUAAGCAAUAUUACUUUAAAUCUUAAAACCUGAAAGAAGGUCUUUAUUGUUUUAUUGGACAAUAAACAAACAGCCUUCACACACCUGAAUGGUUGCAAACAGUUGAACUGAACACAAGAAAUAAUAAGAAAAAGGGAAGAAUCCUGCACAAUGCUGUAGGUUGCAAGAAAUCCAAUAUUUAUUGAGACUUCUGUCCCACAACCUUAGUCAGGAUUUUAAUUUUUUUUUCCUGAAACAAAUAAAACUGCUCAAUAAAUAUUUCUUACAAUCUGAUCAGGCAAGCAGGGUUUUCUCUCCUUCGUGAUGUUUGUCAUUUUGACUUGCGCCAAAGUUUUUCUGUUUUUACAUUAUUUAUUUAAAUGUGUUGUUUCCUGGUAUGCCAAAAUGUCUCUGUUGGGCUGUUGUCUUGUAUUAUCUGCAAAUUAUGUUUCAUCAGACAAUAUAUUUCUCCAAAUGAAUGUAUUCAUAAAGUUAUUUUGCAUUGCAGUGCCUUUAGAGGUUUAAUACCUUUUGAAAAGGGGCUUUUUAUAUAAAAUGAAGCCAUUCUGUAUUUUUCUGUUUUAAACCUUAAAAGCUAAUUCAAAAUGAAAAAUAUUUAAGGAUUGUUUUAUAGAUAUAUAAAAAAGUAUUUUGUCCAUCUGUACUCUUUUUGAUAUUUAAAUGUUAUUCAUUCCUAUUUUAAGAUUUAGGAUGUUUUAUUCAAUAAAGUUUGAUGCUGUUUGAA
This is a messenger RNA of Carassius carassius (crucian carp), 6255 nucleotides long. It is a transcript of the gene ehbp1l1b, whose product is annotated as EH domain binding protein 1-like 1b. The record is from RefSeq and is a predicted model, not a curated record. Gene Ontology annotation, molecular function: protein binding. Bases 40 to 5259 code for a protein of 1739 amino acids. The transcript has 17 exons. NCBI's taxonomy places the organism in Eukaryota, Metazoa, Chordata, Actinopteri, Cypriniformes, Cyprinidae.